Messenger RNA from Equus quagga, 2749 nucleotides. RefSeq names its product relaxin family peptide receptor 1 (gene RXFP1). The record is from RefSeq and is a predicted model, not a curated record. Gene Ontology annotation, cellular component: membrane. The transcript has 18 exons. Gene Ontology annotation, biological process: G protein-coupled receptor signaling pathway. Lineage: Eukaryota; Metazoa; Chordata; Mammalia; Perissodactyla; Equidae. Bases 75 to 2351 code for a protein of 758 amino acids. Gene Ontology annotation, molecular function: G protein-coupled receptor activity; protein binding.
UGAGCUGUACGCGCCUCGGAAACCAAGACCAAAUUGUAUUCACUUUUAUUAAUCAGUUGCUCAGAAAGAAGGAAAUGACAUCUGGUCCUGUCUUCUUCUACAUCUUGAUUUUUGGAGAAUAUUUUGCUCAUGGGAGUGGGCAGCACGUCAAGUGCUCCCUCGGCUAUUUCCCCUGUGGGAACAUGACCAAGUGCUUGCCCCAGUUUCUUCAUUGUAACGGUGUGGACGACUGUGGGAACCAGGCCGAUGAGUACAACUGUGGAGACAACAAUGGAUGGUCUUUGCAAUUUGACAAAUAUUUUACCACUAACUACAGAAUGACUUCACCAUAUUCCUCUGAGGCAGGAGCAUCUGAAUGCCUGCUCGGUUCUGUUCCUGUGCAAUGUCUUUGCCACGAUUUAGAGCUCGACUGUGAUAAGACCAAUUUACGAGAUGUUCCAUCAGUUUCUUCAAAUGUCACUAAAAUGUCACUUCAGUGGAACUUAAUAAGAAAGCUUCCUCCUGAUGGCUUCAGAAAGUACCAUGAUCUUCAGAAGCUAUGCCUGCAAAACAAUAAGAUUAGAUCCGUAUCCAUCUAUGCUUUCAGAGGACUGUACAGUCUUACUAAACUGUAUCUCAGUCAUAACAGAAUAACCUUCUUGAAGCCGGGUGUUUUUGAAGAUCUCCACAGACUAGAAUGGCUGAUAAUUGAAGAUAAUCACCUCAGUCGAAUUUCUCCACUAACGUUUUAUGGACUGAAUUCUCUUAUUCUCUUAGCACUGAUGGAUAAUGUUCUCACCUGUUUGCCUGAUAAACCUCUUUGUCAGCACAUGCCAAGACUGCGUUGGCUGGACUUUGAAGGCAACCAUUUUCAUAAUUUGAGAAAUUUGACUUUCAUUUCCUGCAGUAAUUUAACUGUUUUGGUAAUGAGGAAAAACAAAAUUAAUCAGCUAAAUGAGAACACUUUUGCACCUCUCCAGAAACUAGAUGAAUUGGAUUUAGGAAGUAAUAAGAUUGAAAAUCUUUCACCGAAUGUAUUUAAGGAUCUAAAGGAGCUCUCACAAUUGAAUCUUUCCUAUAAUCCAAUCCAGAAAAUUCAAGAAAACCAAUUUGAUCACCUUGUCAAACUCAAGUCUCUCAGCCUAGAAGGAAUUGAAAUUUCAAAUAUCCAACAAAGGAUGUUUAGACCUCUUAUGAAUCUCUCUCACAUAUAUUUUAAGAAAUUCCAGUAUUGUAGAUAUGCACCACAUGUUCGCAGCUGUAAACCAAACACGGAUGGAAUCUCAUCCCUAGAGAAUCUCUUGGCGAGCAUUAUUCAGAGAGUCUUCGUCUGGGUUGUAUCUGCAGUUACAUGCUUUGGAAACAUCUUUGUCAUUUGCAUGCGACCUUACAUCAGAUCUGAGAACAAGCUGCAUGCCAUGUCAAUCAUUUCUCUCUGCUGUGCUGACUGCCUAAUGGGAAUAUAUCUAUUUGUGAUUGGAGCCUUUGACCUGAAGUUUCGUGGAGAAUACAAUAAGUAUGCACAGCUGUGGAUGGAGAGCAUUCAUUGUCAGCUUGUGGGAUCUUUGGCCAUUCUGUCCACAGAAGUAUCAGUGUUACUUUUAACGUUUCUGACACUGGAAAAAUAUAUCUGCAUUGUGUAUCCUUUUAGAUGUUUAAGACCUGGAAAAUGCAGAACAAUUACAGUUCUGAUUCUCAUUUGGAUUAUUGGGUUUAUAGUGGCUCUCAUUCCAUUGAGCAAUAAGGAAUUUUUCAAAAACUACUAUGGCACCAAUGGAGUAUGUUUCCCUCUUCAUUCAGAAGACACAGAAAGUAUUGGAGCCCAGAUUUAUUCAGUGGCAAUUUUUCUUGGUAUUAACUUGGCAGCAUUUAUCAUCAUAGUUUUUUCCUAUGGAAGCAUGUUUUACAGCGUUCAUCAAAGUGCUAUCACAGCAACUGAAAUACGGAAUCAAGUCAAAAAAGAGAUGAUCCUUGCCAAACGGUUUUUCUUUAUUGUAUUUACCGAUGCAUUAUGCUGGAUACCCAUUUUUGUACUGAAAUUUCUUUCAUUGCUUCAGGUAGAAAUACCAGGUACCAUAAACUCUUGGGUGGUGAUUUUUAUUUUGCCUAUCAACAGUGCUUUAAACCCAAUUCUCUAUACUCUGACUACAAGACCAUUCAAAGAAAUGAUCCAUCAGUUUUGGUACAACUACAGACAAAGAAGAUCUAUUGACAGCAAAGGAAGUCAGAAAACAUAUACUCCAUCGUUCAUCUGGGUAGAAAUGUGGCCACUGCAGGAGAUGCAAUCUGAGUUAAUGAAGCCGGCUCUUUUCUCAGACCCCUGUGAAUUAUCACUAAUUUCUCAAUCAACUAGACUCAAUUCCUAUUCAUAACUGACUCUGAAAUCCAUUUCUACAGAGAAUACUGUAGGAUGCUUUAGGAUUGAUUAGUAUAAAAUGAAUGCCACAAAAUUAAUAAUAUAUAAUAAUGGCUAAAAUAAAUUAGUUUACAAGGACAUGAGGUUAUUUGGGAAAAAUCAAAGUGACGGAUGCCCAUGUAAGAGAAAUAAAUUAUAUUGAGAAUGUGUAUAUAUUAGGACAUAUUUUGCAUAGGAAAUUAAGAGAAAUCUACUUCAGAAAGAUUCAUUCAUUCUUUUACCACGCAUUUAUUGAGUACCCACAAGGCACAUGCUACUGCAGUAAAUUCCUGGAAGUAACAGUAUAGAACCUUUUCAAUUUGCAAUGUUAAAUUGUGUUUAACUACAACAAAAUAUACAAAGUCCACCCGCAAU